CCGGAAUAAGGGCAGCACGCAUGUGCCGUGAACCCGGAUGCAUCAGGACUUGUUUGAAUAAAGAACAAAAGCAUCGGGCUGAAAAUGCAUGAUCGAGAUUGUUAUUAGAAAGUAAAGGAAUCUGGUUCCGGUCCGGGUAAAGUACCAGCGCUCGUUGUAAAUGAUUGAUUACAGUAACUCACACGUUGGACUUUUAAUAUUUGAAUGCAUUUGCUUUUAGUCAUAUAAACGCGGUGCCAUACCAAUGCGUGAACAUACUUGCAGCAGUCUAUAAAUAUAACACUGUGGCUUUAUCUGUAGUGCUGCAAUGCAUCUGAUUCACGUCUACGGUAAAAAGUAUGAACGCGGCAGCAACUGGUCCGAACCAGAGGUGCUGGAGCUGCUGCAGAUCUGGUCGGACGUGCCGGUCCAAACCGAGCUAGUGACCUGCCUCAGAAACCAGCAUGUGUUCAACCGAAUCGCCAGCACCCUGCGGCAGAAGGGCAUCAAUCGCACCGGGGAUCAAUGCAGGGAGAAAAUCAAAAAGUUGAAGCUGGAGUACAAGCAGAAGACUUUGAGAUCGGCGAGGUAUUACGAGCUGAUGGAAAGGGCGCAGAGCAACCGAUCCGCGGCAACCUCCGGUUCCACUUUGCCUUUAUGGGGCGGCACGGUGACGACUCCGGUACCCGGACUGCAGGGGUCAGAGGCGCCGGGUCACCCGCCCAGAGCAGGUGAAAUGCUGGAGAUCAAGACGGAGGUGAUGAGCUCUGAUGACGAAGCGGCCGGCCCGCCUGAGAUGCUCUAUGAGUUCGGACCUGUUGAUGAGGAUGAUGAAGCCGGCGCUGCUGAACAUAAACAUACGGGGCCAAACACAGAGGAGAACACUGAGAUGGACGGAGAGCAGGGAAACACACAUGUCAUCUGUUCCCCAUCAGAUUGCAGCGACCAGAACAUGACUGGCUCCUCCGGCGCGGGUGUAUCCCCGGCAACGGCUCCCAUGGCGAUGAGAGACGGAGGUAGCCAUGGCGACCAAGAAGGGGGUUCCGGAUCAUUCCAUCAGAGGAAGCGUCGCCGAGUGGGACGUGGGGGCGAUGGGGUGUUAUCGAACGCUCUGGCUGGAUAUCUAAGCUGGCAACAGACAGCAGAAGAGCGUUUCCUGGCUCUGGAGGAGGCCCGGAUGCGGCAGGAGGCACGGGCCGAGGAGCGGCGGGAGCAGCAGGAGGAGAGGCGAGCGAAGCAAGAGAGAGACCAUGAGUUUCGUCUAAUGUCCAUGUUAACCAGAGUCCUGAGUACAUCACGUGGGACGGAAGACCAGAGCGCGUCCACCAGCAGGGAAACGAUCCCGGUGCCCAGCACGUCACAAAACUUGUUUCCCUCUUUGUUACCUAACAGUGCCAAAGCUGUACCCAGCAUGCCUUGGGUUGAUCAGACGGCCCAGUACAGCCCGUAUCUGUCUCGGCGUGGCAACAGCAUGCGGCUGCACCAGGGAAUCCUGCAGGAAGGCUACAAUCAGUAUCACACCAACAAGCACGAUGAGAAUUCAAACCAUCAUGGCAUUAUAAACUUAGGAACCAGUGAAAACAAGCUGUGCUUCGACCUCCUGCAGAACAGGCUGAUGCGACCCGAUAUGCUUCACAUUGAACCUUCUUUCUUACAGUACCCCAAUUGGAAAGGCCACAGUUUCCUUCGAGAGGAAGUUGCUAAGUUCCUGUCAGACUAUUGCCGCUCUCCCAAACCUCUAAAACCUGAGAAUGUUGUUGUCAUGAACGGUUGUGGGUCUCUGUUCUCGGCUUUGGCAGCUACGCUCUGUGACCCAGAAGAUGCCAUUCUCAUCCCGUCGCCCUUCUAUGGUGCAAUAACAGAGGACGUGGGCUUGUACAGCAGUGUCAAACUACAUCACGUGCCACUUUAUAGUGAGCCCACAGGAAGUGAUGUCAGACCGUUCCAGCUAACUUUUGAGAAACUGGAAAACUCCCUUAAAGAAGCCAAGAAAGAGGGAUUGAACAUCAAAGCCCUUAUCCUGUUAAACCCCCACAAUCCACUGGGAGAAGUAUACUCGUCUGAAGAGAUGAUCAGCUUUCUGCAGUUUGCCAAAAUGCACGAGCUUCAUGUGAUCGUGGAUGAGAUUUACAUGCUGUCUGUGUUCAACGAGACGGACACAUUUCGCAGUGUUCUCAGCUUGGAUGGGUUGCCAGAUCCACAGAGGACCCACGUUAUGUGGGGCUUCAGUAAGGACUUUGCUAUGUCAGGCAUGCGAGUUGGCAUGGUCUACUCGGCGAAUAGAGAAUUGGUUCAGGCCCUGGAUCAGCUUGGCUUCCUCCACGGAGUCCCAGGACCCACACAGUACCAGAUGGCCCAGCUUAUCAGAGACAGAGACUGGCUGAAUAAUGAGUUCCUCCCGGAGAACAGACGUAGGCUACGAGAAGCUCACAGCUUCAUGACAGAAGAGCUGAAGAAACUAGACAUACCUUUCUUGCACAGGGGCGCGGGUUUCUUCAUCUGGGCGGACUUGAGCAAGUAUCUGAAAGAGAAGACAUUUGCUGAGGAGCUGUCUCUGUGGAGGUGUUUCCUCAAGCACAAGGUCCUGCUGAGCUGCGGUCAGGCCUUCAGCUGCGUGUCUCCAGGCUGGUUCAGAAUCAUCUUCACUGAUCAGCUGCAUAAAUUACAACUAGGUGUGCAGAGGAUUAGAAACGCAUUAGAAGAACUUAAGGGCUCUUCAGUGCUUGAGACGCAGGGGACGACGAGCGACGAACAGGAUGAGAGCCGUAGGACAGCGAGGAGGGAAGACACUAAGACGACAGAUGAGUGCAAAGACCAAACACUCAAGACUUCAAGUGUUCAAACCAAAAUUGACACUGUCCACAUUAAGACAGAACCCGUCUCAUUGGCUGAUGAGAACUUUACUGUUAUUAACGGCCAAUCCGACAUCCGCUCAGAGAGUCUGGACUCUCUGAUUGGUACUCUGCGACAGCAGAUCCACACAUCUGAUUGGCUGGAGAAGCACAAGCCCGAGUUAGCAGCUGGACAGGACCCAACACAAUUGGAUGUUUUCACAGACCUACUAGAUAAAGCCAGGAAAUAGAUGAACAGUUGGUGGAAACAAGUUAGUGCAACAAAACUGUCAAUACGAAUGCUUUUUUAAUGAAUGAUACUUUCACCUUAUGUACAGUUUAGAGGCAAAUCUGUAGUUGCAGAAACAACACAGCAGCGAUCCCUGUAAUUAGACAUUGAAACAAUUAUGGAGAGUCACUACAGCAUUAUAUGAAAAUGUUGUUAUUGUCGGAUGUUUUUGUACUUUAAUUAUUACUCUGGCUGUCGCAGUAAUUGGAGACUGCCCCUCAAAAAAUUCAUAAGCAUCCAAUCUAUUGUCUUCGAAAUUAUUCAAAAAGGGUCUUGAAUUUUGUAUAAUAGAAAUAUAUUGUAACUUUCAGUACCUAAACCUUGGUUUUCAUUGCUGUUUGCUGCAAAAAAUUCUAUUUUUGUCCUAUUUUAUUCUCAAAAUACAUUUUUAAAUUAGACUUUUCAGUGAAAAUGUUUAAAAUAAAAAAAACCUUGAAACAAGAUUAAUUUACUUCAGAAACUGUACUUUAUAAUGUAUGUUUUUCAAGAAGUUCACUUCCAGAACAGAAAUUUACAGAUAAUUUACUCACCCCCUUGUCAUCCAAGAUGUUUGUGUCUGUCUUUCUUUAGGCAAUAAGAAAUGAUGUUUCUUGAGGAAAACAUUUCAGGAAUUAUUUCCAUAUAUUGGACUUCAAUGGUGCCCCCAAGUUUGAACUUACGAAAUGCAGUUUAAAUGCAGCUUCAAAUGGCUCUAAACGAUCCCAACCAAAGAAAAAGAGUCUUCUCUAGCAAAAGGAUUGGUCAUUUUUGAAACAAAUUGACAAUUUAUAUACUCUUUAACCUCAAACGCUCGUCUUGUCUAGGUCUGCGUGAACUGUUUUUUUUUUCCAGGUCAAUACAGUUAGGGUAUGUCGAAAAACUCCCAUCUAAUUUUCUUCCCCAGCUUCAAAAUCGCCUUACAUCGCUGCGGAAGUACCGACCCAAUGUUUACAAAGUGAACAUGCAAAGAAGAUCAAAUGCACUGUACAAAAAAAAGGUAAAACAGCGAUGUAGGACAAUUUUGACGUUGAAGAAGAAAACGAGACGGGAGUUUUUCGACCUACACUGUAAAAAAACAAUUUGUUGAGUCAACUUAAAAUAAUUUGUAACUUGGCUGCCUUAAAAUUUUAAGUUCAGUCAACUCAAAAAAAGUUUAUUCAAAUUGAAAUAUUAAAUUAUACUAAGUGACAACUUAGAUAUUUAAGUUGGAUCAACUUAAAAUUUUAAGGCAGCUAGGAUACUUACCCAUCUGUUAAGUUUAGCAAACACAAAUAUCUAAGUUGUUACUUAGUGCAACUUAACAUUUCAAGUUGACUAAACUUAUUUUGGUUGACUGAACUUAAAUUUUAAGGCAGCAGGGUAACAAAUCAUUUUAAGCUGACUCAACAAAUUGUGUUUUUUAUUUUUUACAGUGUACCCUAACUGUAUAGACCCGGAUUACACAGACUACUCAUGCGUGUCACAGAGAAUAGAUGAGCGUUUGAGGUUAAAAAGUGUAUAAAUUGUCCAUUUGUUUCGAUCGUUUCACUAGAUAAGACCCUUCUUCCUUGGCUGAGAUCGUUUGGUGCCCUUUGAAGCUGCAUUUUGGAAGUUCAAACUUGAGGGGCACCACUGAAGUUCACUAUAUGGAGAGAAAUCCUGAAAUGUUUUCCUCAAGAAACAUAAUUUCUUAUCGACUAAGGAAAGAAGGACGAACAUCUUGGAUGACAAGGGGGUGAGUAAAUUAUCUGUACAUUUUUGUUCUGGAAGUAAACUUCUUUUUUAAUAUGAGUGCAUUUUAUUUGAUAGUAUAGCAAGACAAUGCUAUUCAAGAUACUUCACAUCUUAUAAAGUGUUUGUAUCUUCAGUAAAUUGAUCUAGUUUUAAGGCUUUUUAGAUAUUUUACCAAAAAGACUAAUUAAAAACUCAUUAAGAAGCAUUUUUGGCAGUGUUCCUAACUUUGUGUAGCACCUACAACUCUACACGUCCACCCAAAGGGUCAGAUUAUUAGAAACAAUAGAAAGAUGUUCAUUUUUAGGAAGAUCCCUGAUCAUUUCAAUCUGAUCAUAACAGUUUAAGUGGCAGAAAUCCGUUUUGGCUUUGCAAAGAGAAUUUUAUUGAAAAACAAAUUUAUUGACAGCCAGUCUGCAAAUGCAAAGUUCUGGUGCUCAUUUUUAUAUAAUCGUCUUAAAUGCAAAGCACCAGAUAGACAUUUUAAUGUUUUGGAGAGAGUGCAAACUUUUUUCUUUUGUUUUCUGUAAAUUACUGUUUUAUUGCACAAAAAAAUAUUGCUAACUGUAUAAAGUAAACCUCAGGGGGAGAAUAAUGUAUGAUAUGACCCUUCUAAAUUGAUUUUAAAUCAUUUUAAAAUUCUGCUGGGGGGAAAUAAAACAUUUUAUUGACUUGGCUAUCAGUUUCGAGAUGAAAUGUGAUGUUUCUUUACUUUUUGACACUUUGCAACAUGAAUUUGUUCCAUAAAUGCCUUUUUUGAUACCAUGGUUGCUUGUAAGUUUUCAUCUUCCAAGGAAAAUGCCUUGUUUCAGAUCUCCAUUGGUGUUAAAUGUUGUAAGGGCUCCUGACUGAAUGAAUGAAUCAAUCGUCAAUUAAAAAGUUUUAUGUUAAAUUAUA
This is a messenger RNA of Labeo rohita (rohu), 5685 nucleotides long. It is a transcript of the gene accs, whose product is annotated as 1-aminocyclopropane-1-carboxylate synthase homolog (Arabidopsis)(non-functional). NCBI's taxonomy places the organism in Eukaryota, Metazoa, Chordata, Actinopteri, Cypriniformes, Cyprinidae. Gene Ontology annotation, biological process: amino acid metabolic process; biosynthetic process. The coding region runs from base 308 to 3061 and encodes 917 amino acids. Gene Ontology annotation, molecular function: pyridoxal phosphate binding; transaminase activity. The record is from RefSeq and is a predicted model, not a curated record. The transcript has 15 exons.